This is a messenger RNA of Mycosarcoma maydis (corn smut), 6582 nucleotides long. RefSeq lists its product as uncharacterized. Gene Ontology annotation, cellular component: nuclear pore. Bases 1 to 6582 code for a protein of 2193 amino acids. The transcript has a single exon. Gene Ontology annotation, molecular function: structural constituent of nuclear pore. Gene Ontology annotation, biological process: protein import into nucleus; mRNA export from nucleus. The record is from RefSeq and is a predicted model, not a curated record. Lineage: Eukaryota; Fungi; Basidiomycota; Ustilaginomycetes; Ustilaginales.
AUGGUGGAUUCCAAUCCCCCUCCCGACCCUCAGGAGAUUCAGAGACUUUCUCUAGCAGCUGCUGACGCCGCUGCGCAACAAAAGCUCUCUGCAUCUACCUCCACCGACAUCACCAUGCAGGACCCGACCGCAACACCCACGGUCGACGUGUCGGCGGCUGCCAAUCUUCCCAAAACGACACCUCUACAAGUGCAACUACCUCCCCACUUCCCGGAAGAUCAGCUCACGCUGGCACUGACCACCUUGAGCGGCGCCGAGCCACGUCCACUCGUCAAUAUUGAGCGUCUCCAAUCUCCCGAUGCCGACCUCGUACUUCACCUAUAUGACAUUGCCCUGAAAGCGUUAGGCUGGAAAGAGCAGGUCUCCGCGCUUCGAGAAGCCCAGGAAGGCGCCCAAGCCAGCUUGACUGCUAUCAAGGCCACCAAUGACCGACUGGAGCAGGAUGUACAAAAGGAGAGCACUGCCGCAGUCGAAGCUUUACGUCUCAAAGACAUCUUGCAGGCUGAAGUCGUCAACCUUCAGAACCAGAUCGGCGCGCUACAGACUGCGCUCGACGAUGAAAAGCGAGCGAACGAGGCAUCCAAGGAAAAAAUCACCCAACUAGCAGCCGAACUGGCCGCCUCGCACGAACAGGUUGCCUCGCUCACUGCAGAAGUCGAGACAGAACGCAGAGCCAAGGAGCUUGUCCGAAGCGAAAAGGAUCGACUCUCAGCCGAGCUUGUUGGCGUUAGUGCACAGCUUACAACUCUCAAAAGCUCCACCGAAACCGGCGUGCGACAGGCUGCCGAAGUCCGUGGAAGGCUCGAUCAAGCGGAGCAAGAGAAGCGCGACAUCCUCGCCAGUCUUCAACGUGAACGUGAGGAGAGCACCCGCAAGGCCGAAGAAAUCAACACGCUGCUCUCCCGCAACCGCGACGCCCGCCAAGAAAUUUCACGCCUCGCCACAUCCGUGCAAGAAUCACGCAGUCAAGAGAACAUCGCCAAGUUCAAGUUGCAAGGUCUCGAACAGGAAAUCAAGCUUACCAAGAAAGAUGCCGAGUGGGCUCACGAGCAGCUGCUCAAGCUCAACGAGUCUUCUGCCACCUUCCGCGCAGCCAAGCGUGCUGAACUCAGCCGCGCUCAGGCUGAAUUGGAUGCCGCGCGUCAAGAAGCCGCCGUCGCGCGCUCCAAGGUCGAAUCUUUACAGACAGCUUACAACGAAGCCAGCACCAAGCUCAGUCAGACUUCGGACAAAGUUGCCGACCUUUCUGCUCGUCUUUCUUCCCAGGAAGACUCUUUUCGCUCCGAGGUUGGCAGCCAGAGCCAACUCGUCAAGCUGCUUGAGAGAAGAGCCGAACACUCUUCGCAGCGCAUCGCUGAGCUCGAACAGCAGUGGGAAGAGGUACUUGAACAGUGCCGAACCCGAGAGCAAGAGGCUUGGGCAGAGACACAGAAGGAGGUGGAGCUGCGCCAGGCUCUCGAAGAGGAGAACCGCGAGCUCUCGAACGCUCUCGACCGUCUAGCUGAAGGCGUCGGCAUCGGCCAAGGCCACCGCGAAAAUGGCGACGCCCUUCUCAACCAAACUCUCGAUGCCAUGAGCGAUGGCGACGCUGACUCUGACGUACGCAGCACUGCUUCAACACCACGACGAGCCGGCCUUUUGGGCACCGCCGCUUCUUUCAACCACAGCUUUGGCAUUUCGCCCACCGCAGAAAUCGCUAACCGCAUUCGCAAGUCGGGCAAGAGCUUCAGCCAGAUCUACAUGGAGCUUGCCAAGACGCAAGAGGAGCUUCGUCGAGAGAGGCUCGAGACGAAUCGACUUGGCUCGGUUCUUGCGCAGGUCAUGGAUGAGCUGCAGGAGCGUGCUCCUCAACUCCAAGCGCAACGCGAAGAGACCGAGCGUCUCACGGCUGACCUCGACGAGAUGGUUGCCCAAGUCGCUAUGGUUUCGCAGGAACGAGACGCGGUGCGAGCCGAGGCGAAACGGCUGACGCUCGAUCUGGAAAGCAUCACUCGCGAGAACGGUUUCAUGUCGCAGCAACUUGCUGACCUUGGCCGUCAGGUACGUGAGCUUACCAAAUCCAUCAUCCUGCGCGAUGAUCCCAGUGCUGCUGAACGCCUCGAAGACGAUGGCAGCUUCCUCGCUGAGCUCGACGCCAUCGCUCCCCUCCCCGACACGCUCCCCGAAUCCGACACGCAGGCCGUCAUCACCACCGAGCUCGUCACAUUCCGCUCUCUGACCGAGCUCUGUAGCCAGAACGCUCGACUGCUUCAGGUGACUCGCCAGCUGGGGGCCAAGAUGGAGGAAGAGGAGCGCAACUACAAGGCACGCCUCGCUGACGAUCAGGACGAUGCCGUUAACGAAGCGCGCGAAUUGAUCGUGCGACUCGAAGACGAAGUGCGCCAGGAGCGGUUCAAGGUGGAGGAGGUAAGCAAGGAGCGUGAUUUGUUCCGUCAACUCUGCGCCACCGGCGGUCGCAGUGCCGAUAACGAGAAACUCGAAGAGACCUCCUCCAACGCAAUCGUGCCCAUGAAGUCUGGCCUGCCGCUGGCCGAGUACGAAGCACUGCGAUCUCGACACGAACGACUCAAGUCGGAAACUGAUGCGGAGCUCUCCCGCUACCGCGAGGAAAUCCGAUCUCUGCAAGCGGAAUUGAGCAAAACGACAGUCGACUCGGCCCGUGAGCAUACCCUUCGUCAAGCCGCCGAGGACAAAUUUGCCAAUCUUCAGCGGACAUUCCAGCUCACCAAGACCGACCUAGAUGAGCUGUCGAAACGAGCAACAAGUCUUCAGGAGAGUUUUACGCGCAGAGACAUUUCCGUGCAGAUGCUCGAAGAGCAGCUCAUCCAGUCUCGCUCCACUUUGGAGCAACUGCGCACCCAAGUAUCGAGUUUGCAGGCUGAGAAGGAGGUCUGGAAGUCUCUCGAGACCAAGCUCCUAGAGGAGAACCGUGACAUGCAGGUUGAGCGGAGCAGCCUCCAAGAGCUCGUCCGCACCACCCAAGCCAUGCAGUCUGAGCUUGAGCAGCGUGGGCAGGAUGCCAAGUCUCGCCUUGAGCAAGACGUAAAGCGGCUCGACGAAAUCAACGCGGAUCUUCGCAGCCGACUCGCCGCCGAGCAGGAUCUCUACCGACAACUCAGCCUCCGCCGCGAGAUCGAGACAAAGGACUUGCAAAGUCGCAUCGACCUCUCCAGUUCCGAGCUAAGCAGCGCUCGCGAGGCGCUCGCUAUUGCUCGCACCAGCGCGGAUCACACGCAGCUUCGUGUCGAGGAUUUGACCCGCCAGCUCGAAUCCAUCCAGGAGAAGCUCAGCAUCUACGAGCGUCGUGAUCAGCUCUCGCGAGAUGCAGUUGGUUUCCGCGCUCAAGCUGACAUUCAGCUGUCAAGGGAGGAACAGCUCGAGAUUGAACUGUCCGACCUCAAAGCCGGACGAGCGGCUGCACAGCUCGAGGUGCGCAAGAGCAAGCUAGAGGUGGAGCAAGCGGCCGCUGCUGUGGCUGAAAAGGACGCCGCGCUCUCUGCCCUGACGCAGGAGCACGACCGACUCAAGGACAGCACCUCGUCUGAACUCACCUCCAAGUCUGCAGAGAUCGAUGGACUGCAGCAGCAGGUGGCCAGCACCUCGUCUCAGCUCUCCGCUGUCCAAAUGCAGCUGCAGGAACUGCAGCAGCAGCUCGAAAUUGAGCGCUCAGCUUUCCAAGCCGAGAAGAAAUCCCUGGAAGAUGCGAUCACUGAGCUCGGUACCGUCGAGGAGCGCGCCCGUGCCGAGCAGGAAGAUGUCAAGAGCGAGAUUCGCAAGCACGUUCAAACCUCCAAAGCUGCGCAGCUCAAGCUCGACGAAGUUACCAAGCAGGUUGACACGCUCACUAACGAGCUUGCCGAGGUGCGCGAGCAGCUCAAGAAAGCUAGGCAAGAUGCAAGCGCGCUCCGCAGCUCCAAGGAUCUGGCUGAAGCGGAAUGGGGCCGCGAAAAGGCGAGCUGGAAUGCCGUGCGCCAAGCGCUCGAGCGCGAGAAGGCCGAUUUGCAGCGCAAGAUCGACGACCUCACUACCCAGAACCAGAUCCUUCACACACAUCUGGAGACCAUCAACGCGCAAGCCAACCAGAUGCGUGAGGCCGCCGCAGCGCCUCUUCCUUCCAUGGACGUCGAGAAGGAGCUUGAACAGGUCAGCAAUGCUGUGCCGGCGUCAAGUGAGCCGGCUGCUGCUGCAACAACAGACGUUGCCGAUUUAUCUGUCGAGCCCGCUGCUCAGGGAGUAACAGAAUCUUCUAAAGUCGCCGACGAAGGUGCUUCAGCUUCAGGAACUGGAGAACCAGUCACCACGGAGGCGCCGGUGUCCAAGCCUGUGCCUCCCGUUGAGGUCAAACAAGAGGAAGGAAGCACAUCAGGCUACGAGUUGGCUCACUCCCUUAUGAAACGCCGCGUCGAAGAGCUUCAUGAGGUCGUCAAAUUCCUGCGACGCGAAAAAGAGAUUGUCGAUUUGCAAAUGGAGAUCAACAAGCAGGAAACGUCGCGACUCAAGCAAACUUUGGAGCAUGUUAACAAGACGCUCGCCGAAACACGCUCCGAGCUCGAUACGGAGAGGGCCAAAACCGCCUCCUCGGCCAGCACCACCAGCCGGCACGUCGAGUUACUCGAAAAGAUCAAUCAGCUGAACGAGCUGCGCGAAAAUCACAACACGUUGCAAGAGAGCGCCAGCCGUGGUGAGAUGCGCAUCGCUCAACUCGAGUCUGAGCUGCGUGCAGCUAACACGGAGCUGGAACCCGUUCGAGAGCAGCUUCGCAACGCGCAGAUUGAGCUCGAGGCGUCGCAGGCUGAGCUCAACGUGAUGCGCGAGGAUAGCAAGCGAUGGCAGUCGCGAGCUCAGUCACUUCUGCAGUCUCACGGCAUGAACGAAGAGAUGCAAAAGGCCGAGCAGCAGUAUGGUGAAGCUCAGCAAAAGAUCAAAGAGCUGGAGACCAAGCUGAAGGAAAGCGAAUCCGCAACGGAAGGUGUCAAAGCAGAAUUGGUGACGGCAAAACAGAACUUUGAAAAGCUCAGAGAGCAGGUACGCGCCAGGAUUGCGGCUGAGCGAAAGGCCGUAGCUGAGGCUCAAGAGAAGCUGGUGGCACUGCAAAAGGAAAAGGACGAGGAUGCGGCCAAGUACCAGGAAGCGAUCGCAACACACGAGGCCAAUGUUGCCCAGCUCAUUGUCGAAAGGGAUGCACUGAAGCAACAGCUAGAAGAGGCACAGGCUUCGGCUUCUUCAACCGUCGCAGAUGGUCACGGUGGAGCAGCAGCCACCAUUGCUACUGGCGAAACCUCGGUUGCACCUACUGCCGAGGUUGAAGCAGCAGCAGCAUCAACAAAUGCUGUCGAUCAGCAGGCAGCCAUCCAAGCCGCGGUCGCCGAAGCGCAAAAGCAAUUCGACGAGAUCAAGGCCAAGCUCGAAGCCGAAAAGCAAGAGGUCGAGGCUGCUCGUGACAAGCACCUUCAAAGGGGCCGGGAGUUUCUUCGGGACAGGCGCGCAGCUCAAGCCGAGGUGCAGGAACGUGACGCCACGAUCGCCCAGCUCAAGAAAGAGUUUGCCGAGAACAACGCAGAAGCGAUUGAAAAGGCUGUGCAGGAGCGUCUUGCAGCCGGUGGCAAUGGUAACAUUUCUACAGGCGCUGCCGAUGCUGGAUCCGACCUGUCCAUCCUCCGAAUGCGUGUUGUGGAGCUUGAAGGAAAGCUGCAGGCUUCCGAGACGAGGAUCCGCGAACUCGAAGCCCAGCUUGCGUCUUGCAAUGUUCCUACUGACAUAGCCGAACUCAAAGCGACGCACGCUCGGGAACUGCAAGAAUUGCGAACCUCGCUCGAGCUCAAAUAUGCUCAGUUGCCAGCCAGUGUUGAAGGCAACGACGUGGAAUCGCAGGUUCAACAGCGACUCAGCGCUCUGGAGGCCGAACGCCAAGUAGCGGUGCAAGAGGCUAUCGCAGCUGCAGUCUCUGUGCGCGAAGCGGAGCUGAAAGCGCAACACGACGAGAAUGCUAAGGCACGCUUCGAGGCGGGCAAGAACGAGGCGAAUUUGAGGAACACACUGAUGAUCAAGCAGAAGGACAACAAGAUCGCUAAAUUGACAGCCGAGAUCGCGGCGCUCAAGGGGGAGGAGGUGGCUGGUGCUGGGACGACGGGUGCGCCGACCGGACCGGCUGGCAGCGGAGCGGGUGCCGGUGGUGGGGCUACUAAUCUGCCCACUCGACCGGGGGUGUUUGGACGCGGAGCAGCACAGGCGGGGCGCGCUACGCCACGCCCAGCAGUAGCCAGACCCAUUCCCACCGGUCCCGCCAACCCGGCCAAUCCAGUGUCCACUCCCGCGGCAAAUGCAACACCUAAAACCGUCGCGUCGAUCCGCGGAGCUGCUGCAGGACGAGGUGGCACAACGCGCAUCGCGCACGCUGCAGCUCGCGGCGGUCGAGGCGGCACCACUGCAGGCGCCAAGCGCAAGCUGUCUACCCAAGGCCUCAACACCUCCAACGCUGCCAAUGCCGCAGCCGCCGACGGUCAGGGCGGCGCCAAGAAACCCAGAGCUGCCGGUGCGCCCAUCGCGCUCAAGAAGCCCGGCCAGGGCGGAGCGGGCCAGUAA